GUGACUAACUACUUUGGAAUUGAAUGGAUGAGAAGGCACCUUGCACCCAAGGGAUACAGAGUGCAUACUGUAUCUUUUGAAGAUUCUAAUCCCCUGCAUAUCGAUGCUACAUUCAACGUGAUUGGACCUGGUCUUGUCCUAUCUAACCCCGACCGUCCCUGCCGUCAAAUAGAUAUGUUUCACAAAGCAGGAUGGCAAGUGGUUGAACCACCAACACCAUUGAUUCCUGAUGAUCAUCCUUUAUGGAUGACAUCUAAAUGGUUAUCAAUGAAUGUUCUUAUGUUGGAUCCCAAGAGGGUUGUCGUUUCAAAGCAUGAAUACACCACACAAAAGGUAGGCCAAAACAAAGACUGCAGAUACAUGUUACUGGCAGUGGUGUGCCUAACUUCUGUGACCUUAGUUCGAUUGAUAUUAGCACAGAAUAGGAAGUUAUACCAGAAGCGUAACUCUAGUCGUUUCCCUUAUUGUUUGACGUCCACGAAAAUUUUAACUCGCUCACGUCAGGCCACGCCAUCCUGGCUAGUACAGCCGGAAGUUUUUAUCAGGAUUUGGUAAGUACAAAGUGCCGGUUGUACUAGCCAGGAUGGCGUGAUUGAUGACGAAUCGCUGGUAAAAACGCGGACAAAUAUUUGCUCGAGUUACGCUUCUGGUAUAACUUCCUAUUCUGUGAUAUUAGGGAGCUUUAGAUUUGACUACGAGUACGACUACGAGUACGAGAUUCGUCAAGCUAAACGCAUGCUGUAUGCUUACGCCAUCCCGUACUGACGCGAAAAAGUCGUAGCCGUCGCCCAUCUGAGUACGAAAUUGUGGAGAAAUCUCGUAGUCAUCACGACGACUUUAAAAAAAAAACAGAGGAAGUUGGCUUUUUUUUGUUUUCCAAAAAUAAUUUGUAGCAUUUAUAUAGCGUUUAUCCGGCGCAAAUAAUAUAUUAGUACUAAAUAUCUGGCCUGUUUUUAAUGUUAUGACUUAUUUACACGUUUUGUAGGGGAUUUUAGUCUGCAGGAGAUUUAGUUUAUUAAACUUUUUCUCUCGUCAGUUGGUUUACUGUUAUAAAAGCAACAUAUGAAUCGAAACGAAAACGACUACGGUAAUUUCCUCGCACGCGAUCAAAUCUCGUACUCGUAGUCGUACUCGUAGUCAAAUCUAAAGCUCCCUAUUGCAGCUGCGAUGGUGAAAUCCCAAACUCCUUGUAAUACUCGGGUGUUGACUACAGUAAAAAAUUCGACGUUAUAUGCCUUUUCCCCAAUCUACAAAACUCUUCUGCAACCUGUUCAUGUGAGGGUAGCUACCUUCAACCGGGCUGAAACUCAUCCCGGGCUGAAAUUUCUGUCAUGCCAAUCGCUUGCUGUGUUUUAAUAGAAUUUUAUCCUAUAGGCCGGGCUGAAAUUUCAGCCCGGGAAACCGGGAUGAAACUCAGCCCGGGCUGAAAACUCUCCAUGUAAUCAGCCCCUAAGACCAAACUAAUCAAAUGAACUUUAUUUCAUAUCUCAUCUUAUUUUAGAUGUUUGAAGAUCUUGGCAUCGAGUGUAUCCCUGUGGAUAUUACGUAUGCCAUGUCGCUGGGCGGAGGAUUUCAUUGUUGGACCACUGACGUGAGAAGACGUGGAACAUUAGAAACAUAUUUUAAUAUUUGA
Molecule: messenger RNA, 1633 nt
Organism: Paramuricea clavata
Lineage: Eukaryota; Metazoa; Cnidaria; Anthozoa; Malacalcyonacea; Plexauridae
Source: the annotation of a GenBank genome assembly